This is a messenger RNA of Coregonus clupeaformis (lake whitefish), 1572 nucleotides long. It is a transcript of the gene kctd12.1, whose product is annotated as potassium channel tetramerisation domain containing 12.1. Gene Ontology annotation, biological process: regulation of G protein-coupled receptor signaling pathway; protein homooligomerization. The transcript has a single exon. Gene Ontology annotation, cellular component: presynaptic membrane; postsynaptic membrane. Gene Ontology annotation, molecular function: protein binding. The record is from RefSeq and is a predicted model, not a curated record. NCBI's taxonomy places the organism in Eukaryota, Metazoa, Chordata, Actinopteri, Salmoniformes, Salmonidae. Bases 14 to 889 code for a protein of 291 amino acids.
ACUGCGCGUAAAGAUGGCAAUGACGGACACAGAGCGGGGGAUCUCUAAUCGAGCCGAGUCUGGGUCCCCUUUCUCUGAGAUAAUUGAACUGAAUGUCGGGGGACAGGUGUAUGUGACACGGCACAUAACUUUGGUCGCAGUCCCAGACUCGCUCCUCUGGAGCAUGUUCAGCAAGAAGGCUCCAAAGGACCUGGCGCGAGACAGCAAAGGGCGCUACUUCUUGGACAGGGACGGUUUCUUGUUCCGUUAUAUUUUAGACUACCUGCGGGACCUCAACCUGGUGCUGCCUGAUUAUUUCCCCGAGAAAAGCCGGUUGCAGAGGGAGGCUGAGUUCUUCCAACUGCGGGACCUGUCCAAGCGCCUGAGCCCCAGGAUGAGCAAAGAGAACUCCAUCAACGAGGAGAUUUGCCAGAGCGACACCGAGGAGGGUGCGCUCCAGAGUGGCACCGGGUCCUCCAGCGUUGGCAUGGAAACUGUGCGCAUGAUGACUGCAAUGAGCAGCGCUCGCUCCCAGUCUCUGGAGUCCAGAAAGUCGGGCUACAUCACUAUUGGAUACCGGGGAUCGUACACUAUAGGAAGAGAUAUCCAAACCGACGCCAAGUUCAGGAGAGUGGCGCGCAUCACGGUGUGCGGGAAAACUUCCCUUGCCAAAGAGGUUUUCGGGGACACUUUGAAUGAGAGCAGGGACCCCGACCGGCCACCGGAGAGGUACACGUCCCGUUACUACCUGAAAUUCAAUUUCCUUGAGCAGGCGUUUGACAAGCUGGCCGAGGUUGGCUUUCACAUGGUGGCUUGUAGCUCCACGGGCACGUGCGCCUACACCAGCAAUGACCCAAACGAGGAUAAAAUCUGGACGAGUUAUACCGAGUACGUGUUCUGUCGGGACUAAAUGUUGAUAUGGUCACCACCUGAGCCCACCCGCUGCCAACAGAAAAUUACUUUGAUGUUUACUGAACGUUUUGGGUUUACUGCUGUAAAUAGGCAUCUCAUCAUUUCCACAAAGAGGAUAGGGCCUGCAUGUUUGAUCUUUGACAUUGUCUCCAGCAUAUUCUUCCAUGUCAUUAUUUAAAAUCUCUUGCCAUAUUUAAUGGGAAAUAGCCACAGCCUAUAGUUCAAUACACACUAACGUAGAAUUCCAAAUGUUAUCAUGUUAAUUUGCCUUGUGGAGAUGGUUAUUGAAUGGAUUAAUUUGAUGACAUUUUACACACACACAAAACACACAUACACACAUGCACACACACAAGCACACACAUGUAACAGAUGUCCCAUACUUAAUAACUCUCUUGCCUUGUGUUUUUAAAGAAAGAUCUGUCCAGCCAGCGAUCCCAGAUUGGUGUUUAUUCUGAAGAUAGACACAAAGAAGCACAUUAGAUGUGUAGGACAACAAUAUGUUGAUGGCUGUAGAUUAGUGAUUUGUCUGUUAGCAUGGAAAUAACUGUGAAUUAGCAGGGAGCUAAUCCGACCAUUACAAUUAGGGCAUGCUAGCUUACUCGCUCUUACAGCAAUAAAAUCCAAAAGCACAUCCCAGGAAGCCCCCAAUAUCUAACAGGUAACACACACACACAUAUAUAC